Molecule: messenger RNA, 1422 nt
Organism: Gastrolobium bilobum
Lineage: Eukaryota; Viridiplantae; Streptophyta; Magnoliopsida; Fabales; Fabaceae
Product: PHD finger protein ALFIN-LIKE 4-like
Exons: 5
Coding region: 201-947 (248 amino acids)
Biological process (GO): regulation of DNA-templated transcription
Cellular component (GO): nucleus
Molecular function (GO): transcription cis-regulatory region binding; histone binding; transcription coregulator activity
Source: RefSeq, a predicted model, not a curated record
UGUUCUCUCUCUUCUCUCUCUCUCUCUCUUUCUCUCUCUGUCUCUGUCUCUGUCUCUGUCUCUCUCAGAGAAGUGUGUGUGGGUUGUGAAAUAAAAUUGUGGCGUAUCAUGCAAGAGAGUUAGUGAGACCCUAAACGACCUCGUUUUCACUGUCUCUGAGCGUGACAAACAACAAUUGCUUCUGAUUUCGCGUUUGGAUAAUGGAGAUGAGAGGUCGCUCCGUCGAAGAUAUUUUUCACGAUUUCAAGGGCCGAAGAGCUGGCGUCAUCAAAGCCCUCACCACUGAUGUUGAAGAUUUCUUCAGCCAAUGUGAUCCUGAUAAGGAGAACUUGUGCUUAUAUGGAUUGCCUGAUGAGCGGUGGGAAGUAAAUUUACCCGUUGAAGAAGUUCCUCCAGAGCUUCCUGAGCCUGUGCUGGGCCUUAACUUUGCUAGGGAUGGCAUGCAAGAAAAAGACUGGUUAUCUUUAGUUGCUGUUCAUAGUGAUACAUGGUUACUUGGCCUUGCCUUCUAUUUUGGAGCCAGAUUUGGGUUUGAUAGAGCUGAGAGGAAACGACUAUUCAAUAUGAUUAAUGAACUACCAACAAUAUUUGAAGUUGUUUCUGGCACAUCAAAGAAACAAGUUAAAGAAAAGUCUUCAGUUUCAAACAACAGUGGCAGCAAAUCUAAGUCCGGCUCUAAACGGGCUCCUGAAACACAGGGUAGACAGUCAAAGGCAUUACAAUCAAAAGAUGAGGACGAAGGACUGGAAGAGCUAGAGGAUGCUGAACAUGGAGAGGCCUUUUGUGGGGCAUGUGGUGAGAAUAAUGAUGGCGCUAAUGAGUUCUGGAUUUGCUGUGACAUCUGUGAGAAGUGGUUCCAUGGCAAAUGUGUGAAGAUCACCCCUGCUAGGGCAGAGCAUAUCAAGCAAUACAAGUGCCCAUCAUGCAGUAACAAGAGAGCACGCUAACCAAGUUUCCAUCUUGGACAAACUGUUGGAGUCUUUGCUGACCUGGUUAAUAUGCUUUCCUUUCUAGAUGCAGUUGAUGGAUAGUUUUUCUGUUUGACACAUGCAGGUUUAUUUUCUAGUCUGUAGGAUUUAUCAAUGCUAGUCUGAUAGGAUUUAUGCUUUGUCGGUUUUGUUGUUGCCUGCAAGUCAUUUGAUGCCUACUUGGGUUUAUCUAUGUGUAGUUGAAGCAUUGUUGACUUGGUAAAGUUUAGGUCUUUUCCCGAGUCUCUGCUUUGGAACCACCUCGGCAAAGGCUUCAUACAAGUGGGAUUGAAACCAUAAUCUCCUGGCCACCAUUUCCUCAUGGAAAUGAAAGUAGAACUGCAUUUGCACCAAUUGAAUGGCAUGACAUCUUGGCGUCUUAAUUUUUGUAGUCCCUUUCGAAUGUUGAGUGGGAAACAAUGUUUAGUAGUCUAGGGCCCAAGCCAGAUUUGAU